Messenger RNA from Dissoconium aciculare CBS 342.82, 668 nucleotides. RefSeq lists its product as uncharacterized. The transcript has a single exon. NCBI's taxonomy places the organism in Eukaryota, Fungi, Ascomycota, Dothideomycetes, Mycosphaerellales, Dissoconiaceae. The record is from RefSeq and is a predicted model, not a curated record. Bases 160 to 609 code for a protein of 149 amino acids.
GGAUAGAGCUUCUCUUUCUCCGCGAGGCCCGCUCGCGUCAUGACAAACGACCCGUCGUCGUUCGUUUUGUCGACGAGCAAUUUCGAGGUUUCCGCCGCUUAGAAACCCUCUUUUCGCCUGGCCUCCAGCUAGUCCCGGGAGGAAGACGCGUGAUUGCUAAUGGGAUGUGACGAUCGAACGUCGUCAGUGAUCGCGCGUGUCCCGCACACGCAAGACGGAGGAGCCGGUAUCGCUUUCAGAUCUCCCGGCGGCGAAAUUCUUGUCCAGUGCGGAAAAGGAUCCGCGCCGCAGCACAUUCCAGGCCUCAACCCCUCCCCCGUCUUUGUUCCCAUGAGAGCGCAACGGCCACGAAUGAUGCUUUGCAGGAUCGUUCGCAGCGGCAUGCUCUCAUCGGUCCUCUUUCUCCCUGUGUGCCAACACGAGCUCAUGUACCUAUUUGGUCCUAUUUUUGACAAUUCCGUUCUCUUUGUCGAUAUUGACUCAAUCCUACAAUGUACUUCUCGCCUAGCAUGUUUUCAUUUCGGUCGACGUGCCAGAAACUUGGCAGCGAGACAGUCCUGUACGCGCAUGUUGUGUUCCCACGGCGGGCGGUUAAAUGCUCGAAAAUAAUCACCCUGGCCCGCCCGGUCAUCCCUGCCCAGGCGGAAGUUGCUGUGCGUGCUGUGGAG